Molecule: messenger RNA, 769 nt
Organism: Cynoglossus semilaevis (tongue sole)
Lineage: Eukaryota; Metazoa; Chordata; Actinopteri; Pleuronectiformes; Cynoglossidae
Product: protein CutA homolog
Exons: 7
Coding region: 78-545 (155 amino acids)
Biological process (GO): response to metal ion
Molecular function (GO): copper ion binding
Source: RefSeq, a predicted model, not a curated record
UUUGCGACAGUCUUUCAAACACAGCCGUCAUACUUUACGGCAGGGUGAAGCGCGAGUCAGGCUGCUGUCAGCAGGAAAUGCGCAUUGGACUGCCCGGUGCAGAGACACUGCAAGGUGGAUCCUUAAAAGCUUUGGUUGUGACGGUGCUCCUGAGUGUGUUUAUGUUCCAGCUGCUGAGGACUGUCGGACUAAGAGCCUUCUCCAUGGCGUCUGAGACCUACUUUUCAGGCACACACUCGGCCGCUUUUGUCACAUGUCCUAAUGACACCGUAGCCAUGGAUUUGGCCAGGGGCAUCGUGGAACGGAAACUCGCUGCCUGCGUCAACAUCGUCCCGGCAAUCAAGUCCGUAUACGAAUGGCAGGGGAAGAUUGAGGAGGACAACGAGGUUCUUCUGAUGAUUAAAACAAGAAGUUCCAAGGUCCCCGCUCUGGCUGAAUAUGUCCGUUCUAAUCAUCCUUAUGAAGUGGCCGAGGUCAUCAGCCUCCCCAUCGACCAGGGCAACCCGCCCUACCUGAAGUGGAUUGGAGAAACUGUACCUGAGUAAAGGAGCUGAUGAAAAAGAAAAAGGUUUUUUUUUUUUUUUCUCCCCGGGUUAACGUGAAAAAGAAACUGUUCACCUCGUGUUCAACACCUUUCUGCCUUUCUGUAAUUGUACCACUAGUGGGCAGCAUUUGUCUUCUCUUUCACUGUCACUAGUUUUCAAGUGUCAGACGUUGGGAAAUUCUUGUUUCUGUCUCCUUGAAAAUAAAAAGGGAGAAUUUUUUUUUU